Messenger RNA from Miscanthus lutarioriparius, 987 nucleotides. Lineage: Eukaryota; Viridiplantae; Streptophyta; Magnoliopsida; Poales; Poaceae. The record is from the annotation of a GenBank genome assembly.
AUGGAUGCAUGCUCAGAGUCUCGGCAGAGGAAAGAUGGCGCCUUCCACUUCCCUGUGUUCCACAGGAAGCACCCCAAGCGUAUCAGACGCAGGCACCGUGAUUGGGAACGACAAGAUCCAUCAAGGCAAGUACUUCAUGGCCAUCAGGCUGGGCACCCCUGCCGUCUUCAACCUCGUCACCAUCGACAGUGCCACGAGCAGGCGCCCGAAGCUGGCCCCAAGCUGGACCCUCACCGCUCCGCCACGUACCGUCACGUCGGCUGCUCCGACGAGGACUGCCUCGACAUCCAGGCCGACAACGGCGUCCCCUACGGCUGCGUCGACGAGACGGACACCUGCCUCUACGGCCUGCGCUACGGGUCGCAGUACUCGGCGGGGAAGCUCGGGAGGGACAGGCUCGCCCUGGGCGACAACUACACCAUCGUCGACGACUUCGUCUUCGGGUGCAGCGAGGACGACAUGUUCUACGGCCUCGAGGCGGGCGUCAUCGGCCUCGGCGACAAGCGUUACUCCUUCAACCAGAUGGCACGGCUGACGACCUACAACGCCUUCGCCUACUGCUUUCCCGGCGACCACCGCGCCGAGGGGUUUCUCAUCGUCGGGCCGUACCCGCAGAAGCUGGAGCUCGUCACGACAUUGAUCAGGGUUUUUUAUGCUCUCGCCGAGGCGAUAGCGUCGGCGAUGCAAGAUAAGGCGUAUUACCGUGAGUACGGUCGGAAGGUCUGCUUCAGGCCUGCCGGCGGCGAGCCGGUGAACUGGAGGAGCUUGCCGACGGUGCAGAUGCAGCUCCUAAGGGCUACGCUGGAACUGCCGCCGGAGAAUGUGUUCCAUCAGCAGUCAACUGAUCGCAUAUGUUUGGCGUUCCAGUCGAAUGACGCUGCUGGCGUGCCGGAUGUUCAGAUUCUAGGGAACAAAGCCCUGAGAUCUUUCAGGGUUGUCUAUGAUCUGCAGAAGAUGACCUUUGGCUUCCAAGCCCGGGCGUGUUGA